CAGAUCGCUGGAUUUAGGUGUACUGCAAGGACUGUUUUGCAAAUGUAACGCCAGGCCCAUCAACGGACCGGAUCCUGUCCCUCUUUUUCGAAUCCAACGGCCCAUACCGCGCUGGUGCAUCUGGUGCAUCAGUUCUCUCGUUUCACCGCCAAGAUGCUGUCCCUUCUCCGCGCCGCCGUCUCCGGCCGCCUUCGCCGCACCCUCUCCACCGCCGCCGCGCGCCCUCCCUGGGCGAUGAUGUACCGGAUCUCCCUGGGGUCCAACUCCACGGGAAGCGUGUCGUCCUCGCUCGCGCCGCCGCCGUCCGUCUCCUCCGUCUCCAUGCCCAGACACGCCCUCGACAUCGACCCCUUUCCGCCCCAACCCAAGUGCGUCAGCCUGUUUCAGGGCCUCGUCCACGCCGCCAGCGGCCACGGCUUCCUCCUCCUGGACACCUGCAUAGUCCGCCUCCAGACGCAUGACCUCAAGUUCCUCUACCAGAGGUUCGCGCGCUUCGUCUGCAACCCGGUCACCGGCCAGCUGCUCCGCCUCCCGGACUUCGACGGCGCCGAGAAGACCUUGACCAACGGCAUGGGGCUCCUCACCCAGGCUUACGGCGCCAGCGGGCCGCCCAACAGGUAUGCCGCUGCUCAGCUCAUCGAGGUCGACGGCGGGCGGCGCUUCCUGCUGCGCCGGUUCUCCUCGGAGUCGGGGGACUGGGAGGAGCUGGUCCUGCCUUCCCCGAUGCCGCCUCACCGGCGAAUGUACAUGAUGCACGAGGUGCUGGACUUCGGAGGCCGGCUCUGGUGGGUGGACGUGAGCUGGGGCGCCAUCUGCGUCGAUCCGUUCAGCGACCGGCCUGAACUCUGCCCCGUCGAGCUGCCGGCACACAGCAUGCUUCCUGACCAACUGGCCGAGAGCGAAAUGAGGCGGCUUAUCAAGCAUCGCCACAUGGGGGUCAGCGCCGGCAGGCUGCUCUUUGCCGAGGUCGACCCGUUCCAUAUCAGAUCCUUCACGCUCGACGACGAGAGCGGCCGCUGGACGCUGCAGCACCAGGUGUCGGUUGAUCUUUUGCCUAGUGGAGGUAAUGCCAAGGAGAUGCCUUUUGUUGCUGCUGUCGAUCCACUGGACACCAACCUGCUGCAUCUCAACGUGGACAGAGUUAAUUUCAGCAUCGACAUGUCCAGGAAGAGGAUGAUUGAGAUUACUGCAAUACCUAGUGACAUGUAUCCUCCGAGCGAGGCCGCAACAACCUCCUAUCUACCUUGUGUGCUCCCCUCAUUUCUUCGAUCAAGCACGAUUCCAGGUAAGAAGUGUGUCAUGAAAAACAAGACUUUGGCAGAUGUUCUGGUUCGUGUAGACAGACAUCACGCUAAAUGAAGCGUGCCAAGUUACCAUCCAAUGCGUCGCUGGGUUUCUAACAAUCAAGUAGUAGCUGAUGCGCGAUAGGUGAUGGUGGGACUCAGAUUUUGUGGGAAAUCUGGAGAUGUUUGGGUUUCGAGAUUUUGAUGCUUGUUCAGACUCCAUACUAAGGCAGCCCGCGCUCAUCCCUUCGUAGCAAAAGGCGGAUGCAUCCACAUGUUUAACUCCCUUGAGAGAAACUUAUUUGUAUGAGACAUGUGACGAAUCGAUGAUGAGCGUUUCAGUAUUAUGCUUAUUUGCAUGUUA
Molecule: messenger RNA, 1647 nt
Organism: Triticum urartu
Lineage: Eukaryota; Viridiplantae; Streptophyta; Magnoliopsida; Poales; Poaceae
Source: RefSeq, a predicted model, not a curated record